GCGCAUGUGCACGACAAAGUCCCUCUCUAAACUUGUGUGCGUGUUGACUAGAUUGUACAAGUUGAUCUACUAUGGCUCAAUCUACAGAUAACCCUGAUGAUUUAUUUUUGAGAGCAAGGAAAUUGUUUGAUGAGAGAAACUAUAUAGAUGCUGAAAGUAUUUGCCAUAAAUUACUGUUACUCUAUGAGACAGCAGAACGUAAAUCGAGAGAUAAAGCACAUGCGCUUAAUAUGUUGGGUGCGUGUCUGUAUCGCCAACAUAAAGUGAGCGACGCCGUAAAGUUUACGGAACAGUGUUUGUCUAUUGUACGAGAUAUUACACCUCAAAACGAAGAGUUUCUGUCUAAUGUGUUACACCUAAUGGGAGGGUGUCUAUACCAUCAGGGCAACUAUGAAAGAGCAACAGAACAUUUAAGAGAGUCACUCAACAUCAAGCGAAGAUUGUCUUCUGUGGACAAAGUCAUAAUGACAGCAACUUAUGCUUAUUUGUCACGUUGCCUUCUUUCUCAAUGUCUAACAAGAGAAGCAGAAGAUGUGAUGAGAGAAGGUUAUGGUUUAGCAUUCAGCAUGGAUGACAAUGUUGUGAAAGCACGAGCUGCUACUCUACUGGCUUAUGCAAUUCAACUAAAUGAAGGAACAGAAGAGGAAGUGAAAACAUUGUUACAACAGGCUGAAAGAUGGAUUCAAAUGGUGGGAGAAGGACGAGGCAAGGCACUUGUGUUGAGUGAAAUGGGAGAAGUAUUGGUGAUAAGGGGUGACUACAAGCAUGCGAAUAGGAUACUGCAGGAAGCAGCAACAAUGCAAAGACACUUUUUACCAACCAACCAUCAUGACACUGCUUUAACUCUUUGUCGUAUGGCAGAGUGUCAAGUGAAACAAGACCAACAAAUGGAUGCUCUGCCAUUGUUCCACGAGUCAUCAGAAAUGAUGAGUAAAUCAAUGGGUGUGGAACACCCAAUAAGAGGAAGAAGUUUAUUUGGUGUUGCUAAAGUCCUUCUAAGACAACAGAAGUGGCAAGAAGCAGAAACCAUCCUAAAGGAAAGUGUCAAUAUUUUCCAUCCCACAACAAGUGCAGCAAUUCGAGAUCUGAACUAUUGCUUACGAAUGCUAAAGAAAGAUCAAGAAGCAGUCGACAUUUUGCAACAACAUCAACGAGUUGUUUCUUAUCAUCAAGUCGAGCAUCAAGCAAGUGCAUGUCAAGUUGAUGAUUUACAAAAAGAGUUGGAGCAGCUCAGAGAAAGCAAUCGAGCCAUUCAAGCAGAGAAAUCUGCUUUACAGCUGCAACAACAACAACAACAAGAAAUUAAUGAUAUGAGAAGCACAAUAGAAGAACUGAGAAGACAAAUUGAUGUCUUGAGGCACGAGGUGCAAGAGAAGCACACGACUAAUGAACGUCUGGCAAGAGACUUGCAACGAAGUGAAAGAGCAUGGCAGGAGCUGCAACAACUUCAACAUCAAUAUGACAGCGUUAUACAGAUCCAUGAUGACAGUUUACACAUGACUGGAUUAAAGUUGGGAGAAGGAGCUUAUGGAGAGGUUGGUGUUGGCAUGUGGAGUGGUGUAGGAGUUGCUGUCAAGACAUUUUAUGAAGAACCAGUUAGAGUAGAUGAUCUCAACAUUUCAUUCAUUCGACGUGAAGUGUCGGUGUCCAGUCGUGUCCAUCACCCCAAUGUCGUGUCCAUCUGUGGAGCUAUCAUUGAGAAUGAAGUUCCUCUUCGUAUCAUCAUGGAGCUUUUGGAAGGAUCACUGAAAGAUGUGAUCAGAGCUGCUUUGAGAAGCAGAUAUCUAUCCAUGAGGGAACAAGUGGAUAUAGCUGUGGGAUGUCUGUGUGGUGUGAUGUAUCUUCACCAGCUGCAGCCUGCUCUUCUUCAUGGAGACAUUCGCUCUACCAACAUUCUCAUCAGCAAUACCAUGGAAGCCAAAAUUGGUGAUCUGGGCUCUUGUCACUUUUCUAACGAGUCACUUUCUGUUGGUCCUCUCAGUCCACAAUACAUUGCACCAGAACGAGUUGUGGAAGGUCGUGCAGCGACUCCACACAACACAACAGAAGCUGACAUGUACAGCUUGGGAGUCACGCUUGUUGAGUUAUUCACAGGAAUAGGUGCAGAGAGGAGAGUGCGUGAGAGUCAGUUUCGAGCUGUUCCUUAUGUUCCACUGCAGGACAUUUGCUAUGCUAUGGCAGAAGAGAAUCCACGUGAUCGCAUUUCUGCAGCAGCAGCUCUCAUGCAAGUGAAUGUCGUGAAGCAGAAUGAUGAGUACACUUCAUGUCCUCCCAAAAGGAUGGUGAAAGGCAAGAAACACAAAGAAGAAAAAGUGACACUCGUAGAGAUGCCGUGGAUGUGACUUAGGAGCAGAUAAUUGUGAUGUAUUUGUUUGUCUGUUUGUCUCAAUUUAUCCAACUUUGCUGCUUGUUAUAAAUGCAAUAGAUGAUGUUGCAUGUGUGUAGUCUGCUGUGCACAUGAGUUGACAUUGAACUUUUUGAUAGUCUAGCGGUCAGUCUCACAGGUUUUUACAGUUUGUGUUGAUCAUGUGAACUACAGUAAAACGUUUGACUCUAAAUGAAGAUUUUUAUACACUACACAACAAACACCUACUCACCUCUCAAAUAGAGACAAACUCACAAACAUGGAACAGACAGACAGACAACAAACAGCUACUAAUACACAAACAUAUAGCCAGACAGAAGACCAACCUUCUAAUGAUGCAGCCACCUCUCCACAUGAGAGCAAUUGAUCCAUAGUUGAUGUCCAAUUGUAUUC
Molecule: messenger RNA, 2758 nt
Organism: Corticium candelabrum
Lineage: Eukaryota; Metazoa; Porifera; Homoscleromorpha; Homosclerophorida; Plakinidae
Exons: 12
Coding region: 72-2342 (756 amino acids)
Biological process (GO): protein phosphorylation
Molecular function (GO): protein binding; protein serine/threonine kinase activity; ATP binding
Source: RefSeq, a predicted model, not a curated record